Messenger RNA from Girardinichthys multiradiatus, 5036 nucleotides. RefSeq names its product frizzled class receptor 4 (gene fzd4). The record is from RefSeq and is a predicted model, not a curated record. NCBI's taxonomy places the organism in Eukaryota, Metazoa, Chordata, Actinopteri, Cyprinodontiformes, Goodeidae. The coding region runs from base 400 to 1992 and encodes 530 amino acids. The transcript has 6 exons. Gene Ontology annotation, biological process: retina vasculature morphogenesis in camera-type eye; canonical Wnt signaling pathway; non-canonical Wnt signaling pathway. Gene Ontology annotation, molecular function: Wnt-protein binding; Wnt receptor activity. Gene Ontology annotation, cellular component: plasma membrane.
GUUUUGCACUGGACGCUUGAAGGCAGUGAGCGCAAAUUAGGACCUGCAGUGCGUUUCUCUCUGACAAGAAGGUACCGCUGUAACAAAUCGGGGAUUUAUCAGUCAUGUAGGUGUGUUCAGGCUGCGGGAAACCCACCUAUCCUUCCAUGCAUAGCCGGGCAAUGCUUCACCGCCGACGUUUUCUGGAUAUUUGACUGUCGUGAAUGGCUCCGAGUGGGAUGUUGUGACCGCAAAGACGCACGGGACGACACGCGCUGCGCUACUGCAGGACUACCCAUAAACCCACGUGCCUCGGUUUCCAAGGCGACCCACCUACCGGAGACUGUGGACAUAACAAUAUUAAUAAGAGUUCACCCGCUCGGUUCUGGUUCUGGUUCUGGUUCUGGUGUUUUUGUCAACAUGCCUGGGACGGUGAUGAUGAUGGUUUCGCUCUCGCUCCUCUUGGUCUGCCCGCUAUUUAUGGCCAUCGACGCGUUUGGCGACGACGAGGAGGAGAUGACCUGCGACCCGAUCCGGAUCAGCAUGUGCCAGGGUCUGGGCUACAACGUCACCAAGAUGCCCAACCUGGUGGGCAACGUGCUGCAGUCGGACGCCGAGCUGCAGCUGACCACGUUCACGCCGCUCAUACAAUACGGCUGCUCCAGUCAGCUCAAGUUCUUCCUUUGCUCAGUUUAUGUGCCCAUGUGCACGGAUAAGGUCCCCAUCCCCAUUGGGCCAUGUAAGAGCAUGUGUUUGUCCGUCAAGAAAAAGUGCCUCCCUGUUCUCCACGAGUUUGGCUUCAUAUGGCCUGAGGUGCUCAACUGCAGCCUUUUCCCACCUCUAAACGACCACAACCACAUGUGCAUGGAGGGCCCAGGCGAUGAGGACCCCCCAUACCAGCCGGUCCGCCACCCUCCCCACCAGGAGGAGUGUCAGGCACUGGGAUCUGCACCUGAACAGUAUACUUGGCUCAAACAGACUGAAAGCUGUACCCUCCAGUGCGGAUACGACAGCGGCCUCUACCGACGGGGGGCCAAAGUCUUCACGGACGCCUGGAUGGCAGUGUGGGCCGUGCUGUGCUUCUUGUCGACCACUCUGACGGUCCUAACCUUUCUCCUGGACUCACAGCGUUUCUCCUACCCGGAGAGGCCGAUCAUCUUUCUUUCAAUGUGCUGCAAUCUGUACAGUGUGGCUUACCUGGUACGGCUGACUCUUGGAAGAGAACGAGUUUCCUGUGACUUGGAUGCCACUGCCGUUCCGAUUCUGGUCCAGGAAGGAUUAAAAAGCACUGGCUGUGCCAUAGUCUUUCUCCUCCUCUAUUUCUUUGGCAUGGCCUCCUCACUCUGGUGGGUGAUCCUAACCCUCACCUGGUUUUUGGCUGCUGGACUGAAAUGGGGCCACGAGGCAAUUGAAAUGCAUAGUUCAUACUUCCACAUUGCGGCCUGGGCCAUCCCAGCUGUUAAAACCAUUGUUAUCCUAAUAAUGAGGCUGGUGGAUGCUGAUGAUCUCACAGGGCUGUGCUACGUUGGUAACCUGCAGCAAGAGGCCCUCACAGGCUUUGUGGUUGCACCAUUAGCGACAUACCUUCUCAUAGGCACGCUGUUCAUCUGCGCAGGCCUGGUUGCUCUUUUCAAGAUCCGCUCUAAUCUGCAGAAGGACGGAGCCAAAACAGACAAACUGGAGCGUCUAAUGGUGAAGAUCGGGGUGUUCUCCAUUCUUUACACAGUUCCAGCAUCCACAGUCAUCGGGUGUUACCUCUACCAGCUCUCUAACUGGGAUGAGUUCAAGACCAGCCCCUGGGACUCAUACGUGGCAUCAGAGAUGCUGCGGAUCUUCAUGUCGCUGCUCGUGGGCAUUACAUCGGGAAUGUGGAUUUGGUCGGCGAAGACCCUCCACACCUGGCAGCGCUGCUCCACCCGGCUGCUAAAGGACAGCCGGGCGAGCCGAGGCAGCAAAAGGGUGCCGGGUGAGAGCUGGAUCAAACCGGGAAAGGGCAACGAGACAGUUGUGUGAGAGAUAGAGAGAAAAUGGACAGGAAAUAAGUUCUGCAUUGUUUUUUCUCAUAGAGAAACUCGCUUUGCCAAAUGAAGGAUGAAGAGAGUCCACAGGCUGGUUAGAAAUGGGACAGAGGAUCAUAGCCAGACCUUCUCAGAGAAGCCACUGGAUAAAAUGCCAUCGCAUGAACUCCCUGCCUCUAAUAGGAGUUAUGAAGGAGAAAAUAGGAAGACUGAGUCAUACAUUUUGUUUUAAGAGUAGCCUCUCUACCUCUCAUUAGAUCUCUGUUGCUUAGAGAGGUGGAAAAAACAAAAAAAUAAAACAAACAAGCAAGAAAAAGAGACACUUAUUAGGCAGAAAUGAUGCACAUAUAAGCACUGAUUCUACCUCUCUGUCUCUCUUUUUCUCAAGUUCUCAGCAGAAGAGACUUUCUCUGCUGAAUCCAGUAAAGCUGUGUGCCAUUGUGACUUUUAAAGGGUUUUAAAAUCAUACAUUUUGACACUGGAGCAAAAAUUAUACAGAUAUUUGGUUUCCCAGGAGCAUCUGAUAACAGCUGAAAAAUGUAUCUGCAGUUAAAUUAAAUAUUAAAUUACCACACAAACUGUAAUAAUAAAACAAAAUACGGCCUCAAAUCUACAAUUUGUUCAUAGAUAAACAUUCUGUCAGGUAAUAAUUUUGAAUCGUUUACUAUUACAGAUGGAUUUGAUCGUUUUGCAUUUGUGGGAAAGAGGCUCUAUGCUGUAAUAAUGCACUAGAAAUGUACACUAUGUGAAAUGAGAGCAUAAAAAUAGAAGAUCUGAUAGAAAACCACUGAAAUUCUCAGUUUUGUCAACAGAGCCUUUAAAAUUAAUAGUUCAGAUUUUUUAAAGUUAGUCGAGGUUCUACCAAAAGGUUAUAAGCAGUUUAUAUCUUACCUGCAGUAGAUACUUCUCUUUGCAUCUUUAUUUUGUAUAAAUCCAGAUUAGUUUCUCCAGGAGGCUGAAACUGACAGGUAGCCUGGGAGGGAUCAAGACCAAAGUCUGAAUCUAACUUAAAACAAACUUAAAACAUCUCGAAAGCAUCACAGUGGUUUAUGUGAAUGCAUGUUAUGAACCUUUAAACCAUCUUCACCUUAUGCUGGGAGAAUUUCUAUUCUCAGUAUGUCUGACACAGACCAUUGGUCCAAACUUUAUUAAGUCUAUAUGGAGUAAAUAUUCAUAGAUAUUUGAUUAAAUAUCCCCCCAAUGCGAAUGUGAUGAUGGUUUGAUGGUUUAUAAAUUAGCAUUUGGAUAACCUGCAAUCUUUGAGACUGGAGCACGCUUUGGGUCGACAGAUUAGCUGUGAGCAUCUUCCUGGGCAAACCAAUCUGAAUUUAUGCUAAAUAAAGACACCAAUCUCUUCAGGUAAGAUAAUAACUACUUACAAACGUUUAACAGAACCCCACUUUAAAACCCUGAACUUUGUUUUUAACCUGGAGGGUUGUUGGAAAUGUAUAGCAAAUGCUGCAAAAAGAUCCUGAAAUUCCCACAAAAACAGCUAAAUCAGCUCAAUAUGUAACUUUCUGUAUCUAUUUUGGCUUUUUUGUCAUGCCUAAAUUGCAGAGAAAUAAGUCUUUGUUUGUCACUUCGGUAGUCUGUGAGAGUCAGCUAGCUUCCAGUGAUGUGUUUAGUCUUUCUGCAAACCCUGUUCUCUACAUGCUCCUGGGUCACCAUUCAAUUCAGGAAAUUUAAUUAUUAACCCUGCCCCGUUUUAAACAUUGUAUCCCAGGCAGGCUUUAGAACGAGAGGUUAUGGAUCAAUCAGUUGCCAAUAUACACAUUAGACAACAGCAAGAAACUGUCAAAGAGUAUGUUUUUGUGCAUUAACUAACAGAGUUGUACUUUAUACAUAAGUUGUGACUAGAGAAGAGCAAAGCGUGCUCAUCAGAUGUUAAAGCCUUUUGCAGAACUUAAAGACCUAAGGACUAUGGUGCUGAAAUAUCGUUGGCGCUGCUGUUCCCCACGGAUACAUCAAUCAACCCUCUUCUUCAGUAACAAUAAGCUUUUUUUUCCUCAACUUGUUAUCUGUUGUCUAUUUAUAUUGCCUUUGCUGAGGUAGCACACUGCAACUGGUUCUAUGAGCAAAAAUAUCCCCCUGAUGCCGUUAUUGGUCUUAUUGACCUCACUUGAUACAGGACUCACUUCUUCAGACAAUCAGAGUUCCUCCCUGGAAUACAGUUUUGUAUAUUUGAGAUUUUCAGACAUUUCCCAAAAUUUCCACCAUUUUUUAUCUUCCCUGCAGAUUGUGUUUGAAACCUAUCCUGUCCUUCAAGUGCUACAUUCUGAAUCAUCCCCUCUUUACCUGCCUGGCAGCCUAUCUUGCAAUGCUGUAUACAUUUCUUCUUAUUCCCUCUUGAGUAUUUCAGUCUCAUGUCAAGCACAAGACGUCAUGAAAAGUUCUCGAUAACCAGAUAGUGCCUCGCCCAGCCCGUCCAAUAGGAAGAAGGGAUUUCCAGGCUGUAUUUUCCCCCAAAGCUGCUUUCAGGAACCAUCGUUGUGGUGAAACUGACACCGUUUACACAAACCAGCUUCAUCAGACCAGCAUACCUCGGUACACUUAUUAGAUUUCCAAAGUCAAACAAACAUUACAUUCACUUAAAAGUGAAUUAAAUUAACCUGUGACCACCUCCCCUCUGAGCUAAUGUAAUUUCCCUCUUAAACCGUCUAACCACCCCCCCUCCUCCUCAUUCUUAUGACCACUCUGAGCUUUAGGUGACAUUUCCAAACAGUCACUGAAUGUGCCUUAAACCCCCCUCCAGUGACUGUGUGUGCAGGAGUUAAACCACUGGCAGUGCGGAUUUGUAAAUUAUUUUAGAAACCCACUCAUGAAUCACCACCGAGCUCGGUUAGCCAGCUCAGACAAUGGCCUUUAAGGUUUAAACUGCUCCCUGUUGUGGUGAACACCCGUGUUCUUGGCAAUGUCAUCAAUGUAUUAUAAAAUGCUAAUUUAUCCUUGUAAAAAAAUGUGACAAAUUUUUAAAACUUGUUUAUUUAAGAAAAACUUUUGUAUCAGAAGAAGAUGAAUAAAAAGUUUUUUGGUUUCUAA